Messenger RNA from Lymnaea stagnalis (great pond snail), 305 nucleotides. The record is from the annotation of a GenBank genome assembly. Lineage: Eukaryota; Metazoa; Mollusca; Gastropoda; Lymnaeidae.
UAGCAAUAAAAAAUGUCUAUGACUAUGAUUUGGUCUUUUACGCCCUGUUUGUUAAGCUGGGUGUUAUUCUAAUACCCAUGUCCAGUAGUUAUAUUGAUGAGGAGACAUUUAAGCAAGUGUUCCUAAAAUUAAAUAAAUGGGAUAUAUUUUUAAAGAAAGUACUGAUGCAUCCUGUUAUUCAUAUGAAGCUAACAUCUGGAACCCCCAAGCAUAUAAAAUGGGGAACCUUUUUUUCUGGACUUCCACUGCCUGAACAAGCAUGUUUAAAAAAGUCUCCUGCAUUAUUCAAAGCCAAACAUAAUUGA